This is a messenger RNA of Cajanus cajan (pigeon pea), 2250 nucleotides long. The record is from RefSeq and is a predicted model, not a curated record. Lineage: Eukaryota; Viridiplantae; Streptophyta; Magnoliopsida; Fabales; Fabaceae.
AUGCAGAAAAAUCUUCAAGAGUCAUUGACGCAGUCAUUGACCCUAUCGAUGACGCAGAAAAUACAAGAGCUUCUUCAUAACAACAAUUUGGCCGCACAUCAUUCAGCAGCGGGGGCCAACCCAAGUCGAGCCUAUUCUUGUGGAACACGCCUCGCUAGAAUCGACUUCCCUCGUUUUUCAGGUGAGGACGUUAAACAGUGGUUAAUUCAAUGUGAUACAUUUUUUUCUAUUGAUAAUACUCCUGACGAGUUUAAGGUAAGAUUGGCAGCAGUACAUUUUGAGGGGAAAGCUCUUCAAUGGCAUAAUUCUUAUGUGAAACCAGUGGGAUUGCAAAACUUACCUCCUUGGUCAGAAUACACCAGAAUUUUGAUUGAAAGAUUUGGAGAAGUAUGUGAUGAUCCUAUGGCAGAAUUGAUGCAAUUAAGGCAAAAAGGGUCGGUAGUGGAGUAUCAUGAAGCCUUUGAUGCUAUUGUAUCUCGUUUGGAUCUGGAUGAUGAGCACAGGCUGAGUUGUUUUUUGGGGGGACUUAAACAAGAAGUUCAAAUGCUUGUUAGGAUGUUUCAGCCAAAUUCGUUGAGACGCGCUUUCACAUUAGUGAAAAUGCAGGAGGCAACAACUGUAAAUGGAUCUGUGGUUCAAUCUUGGACUUCCAAGCCACCAUUAUUGCCCACACCCUCUAAGACUACCUCCAAGAUUCAAGAUACCUUCAAAUCAAAACAACAGACCUCUAAAACUUUAACCCUUGCUUAUAUGAGUGAAAGAAGGGAAAAAGGGUUAUGUUAUUUCUGUGAUGAACCCUUUACUCCCGAGCAUGGAUUAAGCCAUAAAAAAUUGCAGUUGCAUUUAAUGGAAGUGGAUGAGUUACAAGAUAAUGAGGAGGAAGAAGUGCUGCUUGAAAACUCCAUGGGACCCAAUUCUACAGAUCCCCAAAUUUCUGUACAUGCCUUCCCCGAAAUUGCCAAUUUCCAAACCAUGUGUGUGACCGGUUACCACAAAAAGAAGCCUCUCCAUGUUCUGAAUGACAGUGACAGUACCCACAAUUUUUUGGACAUUGAGGUAGUUAAAAGGUUGGGUUGCAGGAUUGAUGCUUUUGAUUCACUGGUUGUUGUAGAUGGCACAAAGAUAAAUGUUUCUGUAGUAGUUAAAAGAUUUCAGUGGACAAUCCAACAAACCAAAUUCACUUAUGAUAUGUUGCUCAUUCCAUUAGGGUGCUGUGAUUUGGUCUUAGGGGUUGAAUGGCUAGUGUCGUUGGGUGAUAUUGUAUGGAAUUUUAAUAAGUUGCAGAUGGAGUGUUAUGUUCCGGGAAAGAGACAUGUAUUGAGAGGAGCCUCUUCGGGACUGAAAACAGUUAAGAAACAACAAUUGGGGAAAGCUAUGGCAACUGGUGUUCAUUUGUCAUUUUUACAGGUGUGUGAUGGCCAAGGUGGUCUUCUAAAUUCUCUUACUACUCAGGCUGUUGCUGCUGAAGUCCCUCCUGAUGUUGCCAAAUUAUUGGAGGAGUUUGCUGACCUAUUUCAAGAACCUAGUGAGUUACCUCCUAGUAGACCGGGCCAUGACCAUCAGAUUCCUCUAGUCCUAGGAGUUGGGCCAAUUAGUAAGAGACCCUACAGGUAUGCUAAACAGCAGAAAGAUGAGAUUGACAAAUUGGUUCAGGAAUACUUGGCAGCUGGUAUAAUUCAGAACAGUAGCAGUCCUUUUACGAGCCCGGUGGUUUUGGUGGGGAAGAAAGAUGGGUCAUGGAGGCUAUGUGUGGAUUACAGGGAUCUUAACAAACAUACCGUUAAGAACAAGUUUCCAAUUCCCUUAGUGGAUGAUCUGUUGGAUGAAUUGGCUGGUUCUAGCAUAUUUUCGAAAAUUGAUCUGCGGUCAGGAUAUAAUCAAGUGAGAAUGGAACCGACUGAGGUGUAUAAGACUGCUUUUAAGACUCAUGCGGGGCAUUUUGAAUAUUUAGUGAUGCCCUUUGGCCUCACUAAUGCACCAGCAACAUUCCAAGGGCUUAUAAACUCAAUUUUUAAGGAGUUUUUGAGGAAGUUCCUGCUUGUGUUCUUUGAUGAGAUUUUAAUCUACAGUUGUUCAUUGGAAGAUCACUUGAUACAUUUACGAAAGGUUUUGGUAACUACGAGGAAGAAUUCAUUGUUUGCUAAGAGAAGUAAGUGUUAUUUUGGCGUUUCUCGGGUGGAGUACCUUGGUCACUUCAUUUCUAAGGAGGGGAUAUCAACCGAUCCAGCUAAGGUGAUAGCAGUACAGUAG